Messenger RNA from Mytilus trossulus (common blue mussel), 1446 nucleotides. RefSeq names its product transcriptional regulator ATRX homolog. The record is from RefSeq and is a predicted model, not a curated record. Lineage: Eukaryota; Metazoa; Mollusca; Bivalvia; Mytilida; Mytilidae. Bases 24 to 1022 code for a protein of 332 amino acids. Gene Ontology annotation, molecular function: DNA-binding transcription factor activity, RNA polymerase II-specific; RNA polymerase II transcription regulatory region sequence-specific DNA binding. Gene Ontology annotation, cellular component: nucleus. The transcript has 16 exons. Gene Ontology annotation, biological process: anatomical structure development; regulation of cell population proliferation; regulation of transcription by RNA polymerase II.
UUCAUGAGUUAUUGAACUUCAGCAUGCAAUACAAAAAGAGAAAAAAUGAGGGAUCGAAACGAGAAGACAGCGAAGUCAGGAUUAUGUUGACUGAUAUCAAACAAAGGAGUACAGAAUUGGAAAGACCAUCAAAGAGGCAAAAGAGAGGAGUAAAGAAGGCUGAACAAAAUGAAGCUGGUAAUCAAGGACAGUCCCAGAAGGGAAAUACAGGAGAACAGAAAGCUGAAAAAAAGAAUGAAAAAGGUGGAAAGGAAAUACCUUCAAAGAGACAAAAGAGAGGAGCACAGAAAGCUGACGAAAAAGAAAAUGCAGCUGAUAAUCAUAGAAAGCCACAGACAGAAAAUAUAGGAGAGCAGAGAGCUGAAGAUAAGUGUGUUGAAGUUGAAAGUCAAAGUCAAUCAGAGAGUCAAAAGAGAGAACAGAAGACAACAGAAAAUGAAGAUGAAGGUGAUUCGAAGUUAUGUUAUGAUUCCUGGGAGGAAGAAAUGUUGCAGCUUGCAAAAGAAGCCCAGCAAAAGCUUUCGCCAGCAGAAAGAGAUGCUUCCUGCAAUGAUUGGCCAGUUAUGGUUCCUGGUAGACUAAGCCUAACAGGAAAAAAGAAGUUCUAUGACGUUAGUAGGGAGGAAGUAAAAAGGCGAGUUGGAUCUCCUGAAAACCUUUCAUCGACUAUGGUCUGUCAGUUGUUAAAGAGGAGCAGAUCAGUGGCAAAUAUUCCACCAGGAAUUGUUAUAAGAAGGAACAUCAAGACUUCUAUAAGCUUAUUUUCAGGCCUUACAGAAGGAGAGGCAAAAGACUUGGCUGAUGAUUUCAGCAACAUUGUUGAAAAGAGCGAAAUCUUUUCAAGGCUUAGUAAAAUAUGCUCAUCAAGAAAAGAAGCUAAUGAAGUUCGAGAUGUUCUACUUAAAGCUGUUGACGUAUUAGAAAAUAUUGGAGACCUAGAAGAGGGAAACAGACUUACUCAUGGUUUUAUGAAACCAGCUUUAACUUUUGUUGUUAAAGAGUUGGCAAAACACAUAGAUUAAUUUUCAUACGACCGCAAAAGUAUUUUUUUUUCCGUAUAUUGGUAUCACGUCGUCGUCGUCAGCGCCGUGCGAAGACAGAUGGUUUCCGGAUAAUAACUUUUAUAUAAGUAAAUAGAAAUCAAUUUAAUUUUAACACAAUGUUUAUAACCACAAAAAGAAGGUUGGGAUUGAUUUUCGGGUUAUGGUCCCAAAGGUUUAGGAAUAAGGUGCCCAAAGGGGCCCAAAACAAGCAUUUAUCUAAUUUUAGGACAAAAACUUGUGUAUAAGUAAUUCAAUUGCUCUGAAAUUGUACCACAAGGUUUAAUACCAUAAGUAGAAGGUUGGGAUUUAAUUUAAGGGUUAUGGAGCAUAGGAAUUAAGGGCCAAAAAGGGCCCAUAAACAUGCAUUUUUCUAGUUUCCGCACAAUAACUUGUGUGUAACUGC